UGGGUGCCCAACCUGUGGCCCUUCAGGUGUUGUGGAACUACAAGUCCCAUGAAGCAUUACAAGGCUGACAUUUACAAGCAUGACUCCCAAAGGCAGAGGCAUGAUAGGGUUUUUUGUAGUUUGGCAACAUCUGGAGGGCCACAGGUUGAGCGCCACUGUUGCGAAACUACAAGUCCCAUCAUGCCUCUGCCUUUGGGAGUCAUGCUUGUAACUGUCAAUCUUGCAAUGCCUCAUGGGACUUGUAGUUUGGCAACAGCUGGAGGGCCACAGUUUGACACCCAUGCUCUAAGGCCUCUU
This is a messenger RNA of Staurois parvus, 297 nucleotides long. The record is from the annotation of a GenBank genome assembly. NCBI's taxonomy places the organism in Eukaryota, Metazoa, Chordata, Amphibia, Anura, Ranidae.